This is a messenger RNA of Acanthosepion pharaonis, 1101 nucleotides long. The record is from the annotation of a GenBank genome assembly. Lineage: Eukaryota; Metazoa; Mollusca; Cephalopoda; Sepiida; Sepiidae.
AUGCUCAAUAAUUUCUUCAAGGAAUUUCGUUCUUUCUUUCUUUCUUUCUUUCUUUCUUUCUUUCUUUCUUUCUUUCUUUCUUUGCCAUUUCUUUUGUCACAUGCUGACAUUAAUCAUAUUUCGAUCCACUGGGAUUAUAUACUAACGGAUUUGUUGUCUUUACUAUCUAUCUAUCUAUCUAUCUAUCUAUCUAUCUAUCUAUCUAUCUAUCGUCAAAGUAGACGACAUCAAACGAUCUCUGCGCACAAGAAGCCCGAACGGGUGCUGCGUGGAUAUGACGUUUGCGGAGGUAUCAAGCGAACUUACUGUGUCACAGAGGCGGUGCAUCAAUGGACGGAAGAGAAAAGGGAGAUCUAUCUAUCUAUCUAUCUAUCUAUCUAUGUCGCUUUAAUAUCUAUCUAUCUAUGUCGCUUUAAUAUCUAUCUAUCUAUCUAUCUAUCUAUCUAUCUAUCUAUCUAUGUCACUUUAAUAUCUAUCUAUCUAUCUAUCUAUCUAUCUAUCUAUCUAUCUAUCUCGCUUCAAUAUCUAUCUAUCUAUCUAUCUAUCUAUCUAUCUAUCUAUCUAUCUAUCUAUCUGUUUCUUCUAAGUAUAUCUCUAUUCAGCACUUAUCUAUCUAUCUAUCUAUCUAUCUAUCUAUCUAUCUAUCUAUCUAUCUAUCUCAGCCUGUUCUUUAUCUAUCUAUCUAUCUAUCUAUCUAUCUAUCUAUCUAUCUAUCUAUCUAUCUAUCUAUACAUCAAACAACUACUAGUUAGUCUGCAGUGUCGAUCUAUCUAUCUAUCUAUCUAUCUAUUUCAACUCUUAAAACGAACAUUAAAAAUAACGUUUAAACUGGUAAUCUAUCUAUCUAUCUAUCUAUCUAUCUAUCUAUCUAUCUAUCUAUCUAUGUAUUCUAAUGUAAACAAAUCUAUCUAUCUAUCUAUCUAUCUAUCUAUCUAUCUAUCUAAACUUUCCGCUUUGUGUUGUUAUUCAAACAUCUCAUUAAGGUAUUCUAAUGUAAACAAAUCUAUCUAUCUAUCUAUCUAUCUAUCUAUCUAUCUAUCUAUCUAUCUAACUUUUCCGCUUUGUGUUCUGUUGAUCAGGCAUCUCAUUAAGAUAUUAUAA